AUGGACGCGUUUGAUGAGGCUAUGUAUGUUGCUCUGAAUGCUCCAUGCACGUAUUCUGAACUCUCCACCAGUGACCCAGAAAGCUCACAAGCCAGCUUGGUACUGCAGGAUCUAAUCACAGAGGAUGACACAAAUUGGACUGCCAACGAGGCUAAUGGACAAGACCGUAAAUAUCAACGCGUGCCUGACGACCACCUCAAAGACAUCUCCCCGUCGCGAAGCCUAAGCUCUCUUCCUCGCUAUCAUUAUCACGGUUUGGCGAAUACCCAGACCCAAAGUCAACAGUGCGAUGACGACCAACAAUUGCGGCAGGAAAACUUGAGAAAAAAAUCCAACAAAGGCGCAGCGGCAUCGAAGGCAACGUUGCUCUCAGGGUUUGUUAAGGAUGGGUCGAAUAGCUCCAAGCACGUCAACGAAAAGCAGGCUUCAACUUCCACUUUACAAUCGUCUUCUCGUGGAAAGACAUCAAUCGCGACACACAAGCAGGCUAAAGCUGUAUUGACUGCUCAUUCCAAAGUCCAAGGUUGCUCUCAAGAUUCCUUUGCCUGUGAACCCUCUCCGGACCCGGAGGAGAGGUUCGUGGCUACAUCAAAGCAAUUCGAAAUUCCCCUGUCCGAAUUAGGACGCACGCAUCCCUCCGUCAAGGGGAAGGUAAAUGCCGUCUGUGUCGGCUUCAAGUCGACGCGUUCUCACUCCGUCUCUAAGGAUGGGACACGUCGCUCAGCCGUCCCGGAGGGCAACGUCCUUGUUGCCUCAACCCCGUCACAAGAUGGAGAUUCACAAUCACAAGACGAACGCUCUCAAGUUGUCUCCGAUAAGUUCGAAGAAACACAGUCUGCCAAUCGCUACAAUGACUUUGCACUCAGCCGCACGGAAGCCAUGGAUGUGGAUCAUGACAGCGAAGGGAGUGGAUACGAAAGUAGCGAGCACUCCUCCAGCUUUGUAAGAUUGCUCAAAGGGGAGUCUGAUCCCUCUGAAGAGAUUUCCGAACUUCAGGCCACCCAACCAGCUACCCAGCCAUCUACCCAGCCAGCGGGUGUUGAGAUGGAGGACCCUGGAAAUCCUUGGAUUCUACCUGCAGCCUCUGAUAGCACUAAGGCUGGAUCGAAUUUUCAUAACCCUGCUUCGACUUCACAGGCAACCACUUCCACUGGACGUCGAGGUUUGUUAAGCAUGGUAAAUCCGCUGAUCCAUUAUCGAUAUCAGAAAUAUCAGAAACAACCGUCUGUGCCACCGCCUGAAUUUGCGGAGCAGAAUGUACAUCAAGUUGGACACCCUUUCCUACACCAAGGGCAGCAGCUGCAGCCGUCCCCAAUUGGGCAACCAAUCGCCACUGGAGGUGGAUGGCAAGAGACACAGCCAUCCGUUCCGAGCCGCCAGCAACAAACGCGACCAUCCGUCACAAGUCCUGCAAUCCAGGAAACGCAACCAUCCUUCGAAGACCAAGGCACAGGACCUUCCCCUCACCACGUUGGUCUUGCACGUUCAGUCCGUGAUAUAAAUUCAUUGAGGUCUCCAUCUACCUCAAACAAUGUUUCAUCUCAUCCGGCAAAGGAUAUAGAUUUUCUGGAUGUCAUUCCUGAUUCAGAACCUCUUCGCUCUGACUCUCACGUUGCGGCUUUGAGCCGUCAAGGCGGCCACGGCGGGAAGAAUGCUAGCACUUCCAAGCAAGAACCUGCUGAGUCGAAGGAUCUUCAGAACGCAACGGCCCUUAAUACAUUGUUGAUUGAUGAUGAGGGGGAGCUCACGGAAAUGACGGAUGAUUCUGAGCCCCAAAAGCUCGGAAACACGGCGGAGGAGGAGGAGAACAGCGGUAGUGAUGAUGAUGAUGACGUGCCUCUUGCAGCAAGGAUUGCAAGCACCUCGAAGAGAACUAUGCCGCUCAAACAAAACAAACCUGUUCUCCAUCUUUACGUCUUCCCUAUGAGUGCGUUGUUGAUCUCAGAUCAGGAUGCACAUGAAGCUUCAUCGUUAGGAAGAAAUCAGCGACAAGUUCGAAGCAAGCUCAGUCGAGAUCAAGGACAGAAGCUUGUUGCUGUACCUAGCCCCAUCAAAACCAUUCCACGCAGAUCUAUAGGAAUUACGGAAAUUCCAUCAUCAGUUGCCGAACAACCUGUGCAAAAGGCCGCGCUUACCGACCGACAGCCUCGACCCACGGUUGCUCCGAAACUAAGCGAUCAAAACAAAAAGGCUAUCGCUCCGCCUAAAUCAGCUCGCAACUUGCGGUCAACGAUCACGACUCAACGAGGCCGGACGCUUAGCAAACAACAUGCCGAGAAGAUUGAGUCAGAUGACGAGCUCCUGAUGUCGAACGAACAGAAGGGAAGUGAAGACGAGUCUGCUAGUGAAGCAGAGUACAUGGAAGUCGACCAACCGGUGGCCGAAUCAUCGUCGCGGAAACGUAAGCGCGCCGCCCAGCCGAGUAGAUCUAUUGCAACGAGGAACAGUUCAAAAUCUACCGCGAAGUCAGCCGCAACGCCAUCCACUCGAUACACAAAGCGCCUCAAGCCAGCGAUUUCUACCAACAGUCGGCCCGAAGAUGCAACUCGCGUUUUUGCUUUAUGGAAACAAGACGGCUAUUACUAUCCCGGAUACGUCAAUCGUCUACGAAAUGAUAUGCGAUAUGAAGUCAAAUUUGACGACAAUACCACGGCCGAUUUAAACCUCGACCAGAUGCGGCGGUGCGACCUUCACAUUGGAGACGAUGUCAUUGUCGCCAACCUUCCACAUGCUUAUAAGGUUAUAAGUCUUGAUCAAUCAGAGGGUGUUGUCACUCUCGAGAUCGAUGGCCCGGAAGACUUCAACAUUAAGGAUCUUAGGCUCGCUCAUAAAACCGUCUUGCAUGCAUGGAAGGAUCGAACGCUUUCAGCUGGAAACAUUAUCACCGCUGUCCACUCUUUCAAAGGAAAACCAAGUCCGACCCCGUCUAAAACAUCGUCAAUUGCCAGUUCGACAUCUUCCAAGAUACUCAGCGGCACUGGACUGAUUGUCACUUUGCGUGGGGGUGGGCAUUGGGAGAAGGAGAAGGAAAGGGUUAUGAAUAUAAUUAGGACCAAUGGUGGAAAAGUAAUCGAUGACGUCUCGACCAUCAUCCGCAUGGAAGGCAGUCACUCAAAAUCCGGAAAUCGAUGGUCCAUCACUAAGUCUGAUGUUAAAUGGAAUGGAGUGGGCCUCCACCGCCUUUUACUUGUUGCUGACGACGCAAACCAGAAGCCCAAGUUCCUGAUAGCUCUGGCUUUGGGAAUACCAUGUGUGUCCACCGAAUGGCUUGACAAGCUUGGCGACAAGCUUAUGGAGAACUGGACGUCGUUUUUGCUACCACAGGGUUAUUCGGAGGCGUUGGGCGCACGUGCUUCGCAGCAAAUUGACUUUGACUGGGGGAACAGCAUCCAUCAACUGAAACAGAUAAUGUCGAACGCCGUUCCUUGCAAGCUGUUUGCAGAGAAGUCGGUACUGGGUAAACGGUUGCCCGGUGUAGACGAGAAGGGGCAGGAAGCGAUCAACGCGGUGGCGCGUAUCAUCCUUGCAAUGGGUGCUGAAUAUGUCGAGGCUGUUACUGACAUCCAGCAUGCCACUAGUGGAGUCUCGGCUUAUGAUUUUGUCAUUAUCCGGGAGGCUUCCCACUACUCUCCUGAAUUGUCGGAUGCCACCACAGUACAUUGGAACUGGGUGAAGGAUUGUUUGAUUGCUUCUCGAUACCUGCCUUUGCCCGUGUGGCCUGGAGAAUCGGAGGAAUCGCAGGAUCUUUAAAUCUAAGUGUUAUCUUGCUCUGACUGCAUUUUUUUCAUUAUUCUUGAACUUAUAAUGUACUUAUCUUGUUAAGCUUGCUAUACAUUUGACUCUCUUAGUUAACUAUAUGUACAUACCGAAAUAAAAUCAUCCAACGUGCAGCA
Messenger RNA from Laccaria bicolor S238N-H82, 3893 nucleotides. RefSeq lists its product as uncharacterized. Bases 1 to 3750 code for a protein of 1249 amino acids. The transcript is spliced from 6 exons. Gene Ontology annotation, cellular component: nucleus. The record is from RefSeq and is a predicted model, not a curated record. Lineage: Eukaryota; Fungi; Basidiomycota; Agaricomycetes; Agaricales; Hydnangiaceae. Gene Ontology annotation, molecular function: histone binding. Gene Ontology annotation, biological process: DNA damage checkpoint signaling; positive regulation of transcription by RNA polymerase II.